This is a messenger RNA of Folsomia candida, 3373 nucleotides long. RefSeq names its product protein piwi. NCBI's taxonomy places the organism in Eukaryota, Metazoa, Arthropoda, Collembola, Entomobryomorpha, Isotomidae. Gene Ontology annotation, molecular function: piRNA binding; protein binding. Gene Ontology annotation, cellular component: P granule. The record is from RefSeq and is a predicted model, not a curated record. The coding region runs from base 179 to 2842 and encodes 887 amino acids. Gene Ontology annotation, biological process: regulatory ncRNA-mediated gene silencing. The transcript has 10 exons.
AACUCCAUUUCGUUCUGGAGAUCUGAGUAAAUAGUUUGCCGCGCCGUUCCGCACGUCCCAGAUUUGUAUUAAUUUUUGAUGAAUUAUUGAUUUAAUACAAGGACGAAGCACAUCUAUCAACUAAACGUGGACAAGUCGGCCUGCUUAAUUUACAAAGUUCAAGCUUAUUCUACACAUCAUGAAUUCUGAUCGCCCCACCCCCGGAAUUGGUCGAGGUCGUGCCCGUGCUCGGGUUCACCGUUCCAUUUCGCCCCGUCCUCGCGCAGAAGAUAUCCCCCGAGCGCAUGAUGACCAGCCUUCACUUGCUCACCUGCAGCGACCCGUGGUCGCACCGGGAGCACCCUCAUUUCCCGAGACGACCGCCCGUGUCGCGCAGCUCAGCAUUUCGGAUGAAACCGCGGCCGCGUCGGUGUCCAGUAGCGCUGCUUCGGAUACGGAGAAACGGGGAUCGAUGCGAGGUUUCCGCCAAUCGGAUUCCCUUUUUCAAGAUUAUCGAAUCAGGACGAGGCCGAUCACGCUGGAAUCGAAACAGGGAACGAAAGGUGAACAUCUUCGAAUGAUUACGAACUAUUUCCGCCUGAAACGCGCCCCUCUCUGGACCCUGCACGAGUAUCAUGUCGAAUUCCAACCACAAUGUGACUCCAAGGCGAUGAUGAAGGCAAUGCUGCGAAAAAAUAAGGACAAAUUGGGCGCCUACAUUUUCGACGGGAUGAAAAUGUACAAUUCACGACCACUCGAACCAUCCCCGUUCAUCUUCCAACAAGAAAUGACUGAAGGGACCUUUACGGUUAAGAUCAAGUAUCAUGGACCCGUUGAACCUGGCGACCCGACUUACAUGCAUUUUUACAACUUGAUUUUGAGAACUUGCUUGUUUGGCAUGGGGUUGGAAGAAAUGGGACGAAACUUCUACGACCACACGGCCGCGAUUUGCUUAAACGCACACAGAUUGACUUUAUGGCCGGGAUUCAUCACAUCCCUCCGCCAACACGAGAACGACGUCCUCCUCUGCGUCGAAACGACCCACAAGGUCCUCCGCCUCGACAACGUGCUCGCCACGAUCCGCACCAUCCAACAAGGCGCCCGCGGUGGGAAUGCCGAAGAAGCCAUAAAAGCCCAGCUCUUGGACACCAUCGUGAUGACCGCGUACAACCGAAAAACCUACCGAAUUGCGGACAUCGACUUCAAAACGACGCCAUCCUGCACCUUCGAAACGAAAGCGCGGGAUGGAACCAUGUCGCAAAUCAGCUACGUCGAGUACUACCAGAACCGCUACAAUCAGACCAUCACGGACCUGAAGCAGCCAAUGUUGGUGGCCAAACCGGGGAAGAAAGACUUGCACCGCGGCGAAGACCAGUUGAUCAAUCUCAUCCCGGAACUUUGCCAACUGACCGGACUGACGGACCAGAUGCGCGAAAACUUCACGUUGAUGAAGGAACUCAGCAAAUAUUUGCAUGUCGGACCGCAAGAGCGUGUCAAGGAGAUCACCCACUUCAUGGACCGUCUCUCCUCCAAGAUUUCCGACAGUCAGGUCCCCUUGGGAGAGUCGUUGAAAAAUUGGGGGCUCGAGUUUGAGAGGAAGUUGUCCCCCGUGAAGGGUCGCACCUUGGGCUCGGAGAAGAUCGUGUUUGCCUCGGGGGAAGAGUUGGCGGAUAACAAGGGCGAUUGGACAAAAGCGUUCAGAAAUCAGAAGAUGCUGACGACAGUGAAUUUGGAGAGGUGGGUCGUCAUCGUGCCUCAAAGGGAUGCCCCUGGCGUGGACAAUUUGACCAGGACGAUGUCCAAGGUGUCGGCUCCGUUAAAUAUGAGGAUUGGGAAUCCGUUGGAAGUCUACAAACUGGCCGACAUUAAGGGGACGAGCUACGUGAAGGCGAUCAACGACUUGGUCGCGAAGCACCAAGAUCUUCAAAUGCUCUUCGUCAUCCUGCCGAACAACAAACCGGAACCUUACGGAGCGGUCAAGAAGCGCUUGGCGGUCGAUCAGGGGAUUCCAUCUCAAUGCUUCGUGUCAAGGAACGUGACGUCGAAAGGACUCAUGUCCAUCGCGACGAAGGUGGUCGUCCAGAUGAACGCUAAGCUGGGUGGGGAACCCUGGUCGAUCAAAAUCCCCCUCAAGAAACUCAUGGUGGUUGGAUUCGAUGUGUACCACGGAGCCAAAGGGAGCAAGGGCGGCAGUGUGGGAGCCAUGGUGGCCACGAUAACCCCCACUUUGGCCAAGUACUUCAGCACCACGUCCGUUUUCAACGGUCCCGACGAGUUCUCAAAAGUUCUGCUGUCUGAUUUUACAAAAUGUCUGCAUACAUUUGCUGAAGAAAGAGACCAAGGGCUCCCCGAGAGGAUCGUCUUCUAUCGCGAUGGCGUCGGAGAUGGUCAGCUUGGACAAGUUUUGACGCAGGAGUUGGUGCAGCUUCAGGAGGCUUUGAACCAGGUUUACGUCCAUGCUGGCCUCCCCCUCCCCAAGUUUACCUUGAUCGUGGUCACGAAGAAGAUCAACUCUAGAGUUAUGCUGGACCGUGGCGGAAAGUAUGACAAUCCGGCCCCUGGAACGGUGGUGGAUGAUGUUAUUACACUUCCGGAACGCUACGACUUCUUCCUCAUCUCCUGCGCCGCCCGGCAAGGGACCGUGAGCCCGUGCUGUUACAACGUGAUGUACGACUCGCAAGGCCUCGACCCUGACAAGAUGCAGAUGCUGACGUACAAAAUGUGUCACAUGUAUUUCAACUGGUCCGGAACCGUGGCCGUCCCCGCGCCCUGCCAGUACGCUCAUAAACUCGCCUUCAUCACGGGAAUGUCCUACGGAGGCGCGGCGAACAAGCGGCUCUCAAAAUAUUUACAUUUUCUCUAGAACGAAAAAUUUAUAAUUUAUUUACCAAAUAUAUAUAUUUAUUUUCGAGUAUAUUCUAGUCUAUUUGCCAAAAAGAAGAAGAGAUCUAUUUAUCACAGAGCUUUUAUAUAUUUGUCAGAACUUUAUUGUUAUUUAUCAAUAAUUUAGGAAGAAUUUAGCUGAGAUCUAUUUAUCAUACAGAGAAUUUUAUAUAUUUUAACGAAAUCAGAAUUUUAUACAUAUUUAUCAAGCGAAGAACUUAACUUUAUUUAACUUAUACUUAAAUAAUUUAUGUAGCUUUUACUUUAACGAGAUCAGAUCUGCGUGUGUAUGCAUUUGUCGAGCGAUGUCCAAUCAACUAUUUAUUCGCGACAUGCAUACACAUUUUUAUUAAUCAACUAUUUUAUCGCAGAAACUCUGAUGUAGUUUUAUUUUUAAGAUUUUUCUCCAGUUUUACCUUGUUAGUCGUUAUCAUGAAUCGUCACUUUGUUAUUGUUGAAAUAUUAUUUAUCGGAGAAAUUAAAGAAACUUUUUAUAUUCCACUAAAAAAAA